Molecule: messenger RNA, 2191 nt
Organism: Penaeus chinensis
Lineage: Eukaryota; Metazoa; Arthropoda; Malacostraca; Decapoda; Penaeidae
Product: protein bric-a-brac 2-like
Exons: 9
Coding region: 297-1859 (520 amino acids)
Biological process (GO): regulation of transcription by RNA polymerase II
Cellular component (GO): nucleus
Molecular function (GO): protein binding
Source: RefSeq, a predicted model, not a curated record
GAAUAAUGUGCACUUGUCGAUAUUCAUUCCGUUAGCUUUAUAAAUGCAUAGAUAUAUUUAUAAUUCAUCCAAAAAAAUACAGACAAUAGUUUUUAUGAGAACCCCGAAAACCAGACGAAACUCUGGCCAAAAGGACGGUGUAGGUCCGUCUACCUCGGCCUCCCUUGAUCCUCCAUUAGUAUAUUCAUCACUAAUUAAGUAUCACUACUAUUACUAUUUUGCAGAAAACAAUUUGUAACUGGAUAGCUCGUGUCGACGGCCCUCGACCGGCGGCACUUUCAAACCGGACCUGAAGCAUGGAAGGCGUAUAUUGGUGUAGGGAGAGUACAUUGUUACUUUUGGAAAAAGUAAAAAUAAGGGAACCAAUAUGGAACAUAAACCAUACAGACUUUAUGAAGAAAAAUUUGAAAAGAAGGUUAUUGGACGAGAUUUGUGAAGAACUUAAGAAGGUAUAUCCAGUGAUGAAUAACCUCACUACUGACAUGGUAGUCAGCAGAUAUCAAUACCUUAGAGGGCAUUUCCAAAAACAACUUCGGAAAUUUUAUAAUAUCCCAACUAGUUCCAGACGGACAGCUUCACAUAAAUGGGAGUUCUUCAAGGCAUGCUCCUUCAUGCAGUCCGGAUUCAUGAUUAACAACGAGUCAUGUUUUACAAGUACUCUAAGAAAGCAGCAACUUCCUUCAGACUCACCCAACACAGCAACCUCGCAAGCUCUGGUUGUGGGAGAGCCUUCUAAACAUGAGGAAGGAUCUCUGCCCAAAAAGAGGAAGCUGGGACCUCCUGAAGCCCCCACAGAUGGUUCAGAGGAUUGUUCUCAGAGGAGUAAGCAGCUGGCACCCAUGCUCAUUCCUCUCCACCCUCCACACUGCAACCAGACAGCCUUUAGAGCAACUGCGUCAGGAACUCAAUCUAUAAAAGAACGAGGAUCAGUGAAAAAUUCACAUCCUGCUAAACCCAAGAAGCACCAGGCUUUAAUUCUUAAUGACUUGCUAGAAGAUGCAACCUUUGCCGAUGUGACACUGACAGCUGAAGGGCAGUCAGUUAAGGCACACAAGGCUGUGUUGUCAGCCAUGAGCCCCUACUUCAGAAGUGUGCUGCAGAACAACCCAAGUCCUCACCCCAUUAUCAUCAUGCCUCUGGACAUGAAGUUUGAGGAUCUGAAAGGAAUUAUUAAUUAUAUAUAUGUGGGAGAGAUAAUAGUGCCAAGUGAGAAUUUGUCCUCGCUAUUUAAGGCAGCUAGAGUUCUUCAGAUUUCUGAUUUAUCCACCAUUGAUGCCACUGGCUUAAACACACCUGGUGCAUCUUCAUCAUCCAGUAACACACAGUUCACGCAUAAUGUUGAUACAGCCACACCAACUAGAACACUAGAUAUAGGUGAUACAGCCACACCAACUAGAACCAACCAGUCUGAUGGAGUAAGGGUCUGUACAAGGAGAAAGGAUGAUAUUAAUAAGAUGCAGUCAUCUAACAGAAUUCAAAAGCGCACAGUAUCAUCUGCCACUGACCAUCUGGACAAAAGUCAGAAACAUAUACACAUUUGGGCAAACCAUACUGCAGCAGACACUGAUGACCCAUUAGAUAUUAGCAACCAUAAGAGACCAGAAGGUGGAUCAUCAUCUGAACAGACAAAAGACAAAAGCUCAUUCCUGGAAGAUCUUCCAGUAUUUUUACCUGAUGGAGAAACCCUAUCAAGUGACAUAGAUUGUGACUAUUUAGAACAACAUGAAAAAGAAUUCAUUGACUCACAGCUUCAUUAUCAAGGAAGUGAAUGGGUUUUUCAUCAGGCUCCAAGCAUAAUAUCUGGUGAACUGAAUAAUGAUGCCACAAGCCCAGUGCAUAUUAAAGAAGAGUUUAACUAAAACAGUGCUAUUAUUGUUACUUCUUCAAAAUAAAUAUAUAUUUUUAAUGAAUUUUGAAGUUGUACUCAUUUGAAUAUGUAGAACAGGUCAUUAAGGAGGCAGAAUAAUCAUUAGUAUCAGAAUGUCAAUUAUUCAGUUACACAUGAAGUUCAGCUGAGAACCAGAAAGUUCAAAUAUCUCUUGAGGAAAUUUGUCUCUGAAAACUGAUUUCUGACCAGUAGUUGUUUUGUUAAUGCUGUUUGAUUACGUUCUUUUUAUAUUUAAGAUUUAUAUACCAAAUAGAAAUAUAAGUGUAUAAGAUUGUGUUUUUUGCAAAUAAAUAUAUAAUAUAU